Messenger RNA from Chondrus crispus (carragheen), 789 nucleotides. RefSeq lists its product as hypothetical. The transcript has a single exon. The record is from RefSeq and is a predicted model, not a curated record. Gene Ontology annotation, biological process: rRNA catabolic process; nuclear mRNA surveillance; poly(A)-dependent snoRNA 3'-end processing. The coding region runs from base 1 to 789 and encodes 262 amino acids. NCBI's taxonomy places the organism in Eukaryota, Rhodophyta, Florideophyceae, Gigartinales, Gigartinaceae. Gene Ontology annotation, cellular component: nucleolus; nuclear exosome (RNase complex); cytoplasmic exosome (RNase complex).
AUGCCACCCGCAACGAAGCGCUCCCGCAGCCGCGGCGGAGGCGCGGGCGGCUUAGAAUACAUCUCCCUGGACGGGCUUCGCAUCGACGGCCGGCGCCCGACCGAGGUGCGCAAGAUCCGGUGCUCGCUGGGCGCGCUGUCCCGCGCGGACGGCUCCGCCUACUACGAGCAAGGCAACACGCGCGUCCUCGUCGCCGUAUACGGCCCCCGCGAGCCCCACUCGCGCGCAAGCAUCCAGCACGACCGCGCCGUCGUCAAGUGCGAGUUCUCUACCGCCAUGUUCGCCUCCCCCGUCUACCGCAGGACCUGGAAGGGCGACCGCAAGAGCACCGCCGCCGCCCUCGUCAUGCAGAAGGCCUUCGAGGGCGUCAUCCUGACCGCCUCGUACCCCAAGAGCCAGAUCGACAUCUAUGUGCAGGUCCUCCAGAACGACGGCGGCGCGCUCGUCGCCGCUAUCAAUGCCGCCAGUCUGGCACUGGUUAAUGCCGGCGUCGCUAUGUCGGAUUUCGUCGUCGCUUGUAGUGUCGGCUUUGUGGACGACACCUUUGUCGUUGAUCCAAGCUCGUUGGAGAGCGCCUCGGAUCGCCCGGAGCUCACGCUCGCCGUCUUGAGUCACUCUGCUAAGAUUGCUUCGUGUCAGUUGGAUAGCAAGCUCCCGGAUGGCGAGUCGUUUGAACGCGCUUUGGAGUUUGCGACGUCGGGUGCCAACCAAAUUUUCAAAGUCCUCGAGUACGAAGUGCGCAAGUAUAGCUUGAACUUGCUUGACUCGCGCGGUCUCGUCGCUUUGUAA